Messenger RNA from Carassius gibelio (silver crucian carp), 2612 nucleotides. Its product is annotated as interleukin-20 receptor subunit alpha-like. The record is from RefSeq and is a predicted model, not a curated record. The transcript has 7 exons. Gene Ontology annotation, molecular function: protein binding. Lineage: Eukaryota; Metazoa; Chordata; Actinopteri; Cypriniformes; Cyprinidae. The coding region runs from base 76 to 1503 and encodes 475 amino acids.
ACACACACCUGAGGGACACACACCUGAGUGACACACACCUGAGAUCAGAAUGAGAACGACGGAGAGUUUGCAGCGAUGGAGCCAGUUUUAGUGAUCGCACUCUGUUUGCUCUGGACAAGAACAUCAGUGUCAUCGGUCGAGCGACCGCCUGAGCCUCGUCAUGUCCACUUCUACUCAGAGAACCUGAGGAACACUGUGAGGUGGACGCCAGGAGCAGGACGUCCCCGGGACACCGUCUACACUGUGGAGUACGCCAUAUACGGUGAUGAGGAGGAGAGCGGCUCUGAGCGGGUGAGGUGGAGGCGUGUGGAGCACUGCUCCUCCGUCACACACAACGAGUGUGACGUGUCUCAGGAGACCUUUAACCUGGAGGAGGAAUACUAUGCCAGAGUCAGGGCCGUCAGUGCAGACACACAGUCUGUGUGGACCGAGAGCACGAGCCGCUUCAGCCCUGCGCUCCACACGAUCCUCGGCGCGCCGCUGCUGGAGCUGAGCGUGCUGCAGAACUACAUAAACGUCACCAUCAAGGGGCCCUUCAGAUGGAGAACCAGGAGGACCAGGAAAGAGAAGUCACUGUGGAAGAUCUUCCCACACAUGAUCUAUAACGUCUCUGUGUUCAACGGCAGGAGCGGUGACACAGCCUACAUGGUUCUUAAAACUGGGAAGGUGACGCUGGGCCCUCUGGAGUCCUCCAGCCAGAUCUGUGUGAGGGUGCAGGCGCAGUCCGAGUCUCUGCCCCUGGCCUUCAAACCCAGCGAGCGGCAGUGCGUCGAGACGCCCAGAGACCAGCUGCUGUCUUCUCUGCUGGGCGGCGUGCUGCCGUCUGCUCUCUGUCUGUGUGUCCUCGCUGUGCUCGGGGGACUCGUCCACUGCUACAUCACUGACCACAGACAGACACUGCCCAAGAGCACGCAGGUGGUUGAUAUGAGCCAAAGGCUUCACACUCUCCAGCCAGAAAAGCCUCCAACCAUCAUUGUUAACAUAGUCAAAAUGGGAGAGGGGUGGGCUGUGCCUCAGCUGGUGUGUGGUGAGGACUGGUCAGCGGCGGAUGCUCCAGGGUCGGUGGGUUACACUCAGCAGCUCGCUCUGUUACCGGACGAGGAGGAGUCUGUGAGCGUGGACCCUGAGCCGCAGGAGCAGCACAGCGAGGCCAUAGAGUACGGCAUCGUCCAAGCCCACAGCAGCCCAUACCGGACACAACAGCACACAGUGAACGCCUGUGAGGACCAAGACCAAGCACAGAUAUUCCUGGACUGGAGCCCAGAGACCCGAGAGCUGAAGAUCCCUCUGACGGGUCUGUUAGGUCUGGAGGACGAAGCUCAGAUCCAGACUGAAGCAGUCACACUGCUGCCUAACCUCAUCCUGAGACAGAGCUCGGGGGAACACAGCGAGCCGGAGCCGGAGCCGGAGCCGGAGCCGGAGCCGGAGCCGGAGCCGGAGCUGGACGGCUUCAUCAAGAUGGAGCGAGACUGGGGUCUGGUCAUCCACUCCGGCCCAGACUGACAGAGCAAUGAUACUGCUGCUUCAGACUCCACACAAGAUGAAGAUCGCUUCACCAGGUUUAAGGUUUACACACCAGACAAUAUUAGGGCAGCAAAACGAUUAAUCGAUUCAAAACCAAAGUUUAUGUUUACAUACUACUGUAUAUGUGUGUGUGUAGUGUGUAUAUUUAUUAUGUAUACACAAAUACACACAUAUGUAUAUAUGAAGAGUUAAUUUGCAAAAACAGAUUACAGAUAAUCAUGUUUUGAUUAACUGCAGUUGUGUUGUUUCAAUUAAAUAAUAAUAAACACAAUAAUGAAACACAACAAAAACAUGAUUCAAGAAAAUAAAAAAAUGAAGUUCUGUUUUUGCAAAUAAUUUCUCUAUAUAUUUUAAAAUGAUCUGUAUGUAAAUACUUUAUAUUAUAUACUGUAUUAAUAUAGAUAUUUAACAUAUAAACCAAACAUAUUUUUCCUCAUUAAUAAAUAAACACAGUACACACACAUAUAGAAUAUAAACAUAAACAUUUAUUUUUAAUGGAUUAAUCAUGACUAAUCGUUGUGCAGCCCUUGAGGACACAAUAAAGGAUUUCCAGAUUCACGGAGAACAUUACAUUUAAUCAUGGCCAACACUUUUCCCCAAAAGCCCCAGACGUGCACAGACAGGAAACUGCUCAGGGGAAAUAAACUCAGUGCUGGAGGCCAUGUUUGAGCCACGCAUCAGAAAACAUCCGUACUCAGCUAUUCAACAGUCUCUUUCACAGCAAAGCCCCUGUAACACAUCUACUGUAAUACAGUCAAAUACGUGCAGACAUUUCUUCUUGUGCAUUAGCCAGAUUUCAUUUGAAGGGAAUGGACACAAGGCAAGAGUUUGAACGUCAAUGACUUUCUGAUAAUGCAUUGGUUUGUGAACUUUAGAAACUGAUCAACAAUGAUGAAGGAAAAGGGAAUUAUAUUGAAGGAAUUCACAUUUUAUAUAAUAUUGUAAAUAUCUAUUUCAAUUGUACAUAAACCAAAUUAUAAUUUUUUAUUGAAAUAUUAAUAAUUGUACUUAGAAAAACAUUUAUUUAUUGUAAAAUGUGAUGAACAUCCAGAUGAAUAAAAGGACUAUAAAUAAUGCAGAUUAUAAAC